Messenger RNA from Carassius gibelio (silver crucian carp), 11135 nucleotides. Its product is annotated as nuclear factor 1 C-type. Lineage: Eukaryota; Metazoa; Chordata; Actinopteri; Cypriniformes; Cyprinidae. Bases 771 to 2291 code for a protein of 506 amino acids. The record is from RefSeq and is a predicted model, not a curated record. Gene Ontology annotation, biological process: regulation of transcription by RNA polymerase II. The transcript is spliced from 12 exons. Gene Ontology annotation, cellular component: nucleus. Gene Ontology annotation, molecular function: RNA polymerase II cis-regulatory region sequence-specific DNA binding; DNA-binding transcription factor activity, RNA polymerase II-specific.
UUCAUCAAUUCCUUCUCCGCGAGGACUGUAAGAUGUGUGUAUGGAGCUCAGAACACCGUCUGUGUUGCUAUUCGUGUUUUGCAAGAAACAAAAGAACAGACGAGGCAUUGAUUCCUCUCUAUACACAAGGACAUCUAUACGCUGCAAGUGCAAUGCUGCAAAGCUAUGAGACCGACGAUUCAGCACUGUAAAUUAAAGAUACACGACCAAAACAACAGCCAGCACCUCCAGCCAGUGCACUCUCUGCAGCAAGCAGUGCAUUACUGUAAAAUGUUUAUGAUGUCCUUCUGCACCUUGUAACGAGGAUUUCGGAUUAGACGAGGCUCGAAGACUUCGCGUGGGACGUUUUGUAUUUGGUCAGUGUCCGGGUUUAUUCCUCCCAUCGGAAGAGCACGGAUUACUUCUUUGCGACGAUAAAUGGAUACGGAGUUAUAAAAGCCUCCGACGAGAUGACCAAGCGUUGAACUGCAGAACUACAAAAUCCUCUAAGCUUUAACUUUUAUUGGUGGGAGGUUGGCAGUUUCAGCUUCGAAAUGAUUGCAGCACCCCACUCGUUUUCCUGCCUGCAAAGUUUGGUUUCUAACGUGUACACCGUCUGCACGUUCUCCUUUGCCGGGCGUCUCUUGAUUUAACGGACUCGAAGUGGAAGUCAGAAGUGGCGGCGGUGGAAGUGUUAAUCAUGAUGAGGCUUGCCAUGAUUAACUGUGAAAAAUGAUCCACUAACUUGUCGGUGUUUUGCCACAUUUCAAGUCACGCGCUCCCCUUUCAACAUGAUGUAUUCUCCUCUCUGUCUAACUCAGGAUGAAUUCCAUCCGUUCAUCGAAGCGCUGCUGCCACAUGUGCGUGCCUUCGCCUACACCUGGUUCAACCUGCAGGCCCGUAAGCGCAAGUAUUUCAAAAAGCACGAGAAGCGGAUGACCAAGGAUGAAGAGCGCGCCGUCAAGGAUGAGCUCUUGGGUGAGAAGCCCGAGGUCAAACAGAAGUGGGCUUCGCGCCUCCUCGCCAAGCUCCGCAAAGAUAUCCGGCCUGAGUGUCGGGAGGACUUUGUGCUGUCCAUCACGGGGAAGAAGCCUCCAUGUUGUGUCCUCUCAAACCCGGACCAGAAGGGGAAGAUGAGGCGAAUCGAUUGUCUGCGGCAGGCGGAUAAAGUCUGGCGUCUGGACCUGGUUAUGGUGAUUCUGUUCAAGGGCAUCCCGCUGGAAAGCACAGAUGGGGAGCGGCUGGUCAAAGGCGGCCAGUGCUCUAAUCCCAUCCUCUGCGUCCAGCCUCAUCACAUCAGUGUGUCCGUCAAAGAGCUGGACCUCUACCUCGCUUACUUUGUGCAGGAGAGAGAAGCUGAACAGAGCAGUAGUCCUCGCACAGGCAUUGGUUCAGAUCAGGAGGACAGUCGAGCAGCCACCAUGGAUGCUCCAGAGUUUCAAGAUAGCUUCAUAACUUCAGGCGUCUUCAGUGUAACAGAACUGGUGCAAGUAUCAAGAACACCGGUGGUGACGGGUACGGGGCCGAACUUUUCUCUCGGAGAGCUGCAGGGUCAUCUUGCUUAUGAUCUGAACCCUUCAGGGGUGGGAAUGAGGAGGACCCUUCCCAGCACCUCCUCUAGUGGAAGUAAGAGACACAAGUCUGGAUCCAUGGAGGAUGAUAUAGACACCAGCCCAGGGGGCGAGUACUACACCUCUCCCAACUCCCCUGCCAGCAGUUCACGCAACUGGCCAGAGGAGAUGGAAGGAGGAAUCUCCCCUACAGUUAAGAAGACAGAGAUGGAUAGUCCAUCUCCUCAGGAGAGCUCUCCACGUCUCAGCUUCACACAGCACCACAGACCUGUCAUUGCAGUGCACAGCGGUCUCUCUCGGAGUCCACAUCCCUCCUCGUCUCUGCACUUCCCAGGCGCUCCUAUUCUCCCCCAGACUGCCUCCACCUACUUCCAGCACACGGCCAUCCGGUACCCCCCACACCUCAGCUCUCAAGACCCGCUCAAGGAUCUUGUCUCUCUGGCCUGUGACCCGUCCAAUCAACAGCCCAGCCCACUGAAUGGCAGUGGUCAGGUGAAGGUAUCCAGUCACUACAUCACCUCUCAGAUGCUGGCCCCCCCGCCACCCCCCGGCCUGCCCCGUUUGACGCUGCCCCCAGAGUCCAAAUCCAGCACCACCUCUGCAGACGCAGCUGCCAGCUCACCCACCUCCCCCACUUACUCUGCUCCCGGGACGCCACCUGCCAACCGCUCCUUCGUAGGAAUUGGUUCUCGAGACACUGGCAGUCUGUAUCAGGCACAGUCCUGGUAUCUGGGGAACUGAUCGUCACACACACGCAGACGAACCCGAGGAGGCACAGACAUGGAUUAAUUUUUUUUUUUUUUUGUGGGAUUUAUGAGAAAAAAGUUGUGAACGAGAUGCAAGAGGGAAAAUCAGAUAUAUAUGCAGUAUUUGUAUACACACACACACACACACACACACACACACACACACACAUAUAUAUAUAUAUAUAUAUAUAUAUAUAUAUAUAUAUAUAUAUAUAUAUAUACACACACGCAAUAUGUGUGUAUAGAUAUAUGUGCACACAUAUUUAUAUAUGCAUAACAACGUACAGUAUAAGAUGCUUCAAUACACUUUUUAAAAAACAGACAAUGGAAAUGGAUAAGAGCGUGAGAGAAUGGCCAUAGAUGGAACAGAAAAGAAGACAAAAGAAGACAAAAGAGGAGGAUGUUUUUGUUUUUCUGGGAGGCCAGCCCGAUCUAUGGCGUAUAUUGGCGGACUCUGACUCCCUGCCUCCUGGAAUGCCUCUCUUCAGUCCCCUCCUUCUGCUACAGGUGCUGCUUCCUCCUAUAUGCAAAAUAAGUAUCCUUUAUUUUCUUAAUGAACAGUGAAGAGAAACCCCAAUGAAAGGGUUUUUCUGUUAGCAUUUCGUCACAGGUUUGGAGGUGAGCGCGGCCUGUUUUUAUUCUUUUUUUAAGUGCGCAAGGCAACACGACGUGGAAAAGGAACUGAAAAGGUUGAUGCUUCCGUUCACAUGACAUUUUGGAAAAAGAAAACAAAGGAAAGGCUACUUUUCAUCCAGUUUUAUUGACAAUCAUGUAUCUGCGUCCUUGGUUUCUUUCAGAGGGUGAUGUUUUCUAAAUUGCAUUCUCUGCCGUUUGUAACGGAGUCCACUUUUUGGAGCAAACCUGUCAUGUUUUUUGUACAUCAGAGGAAUAUUAGUGGUACCUCAGUGACAUUAUACAUCACAGUCAGCGUCUAUACACACAUGCACACACACUUACAUGUAAACACACCUAUCUUGAGGCAAUGGCAUGUACUGUUAAAAGCUACACGAGGUGUGUGUGAGCUGUGAAACAGCCCUCAUAGAAUGAGCCAGGGAAUAGCAAGGGUGUAUUAGCACCUUUCUCUCUUCGCAAUAUGAAAGCCCCUCAUUCCCUGGACCCCCCUGUAAGUGUGUGUGCCUGUGCAUCCGUGUGUUUGUGCACGUCAUAAACAUUGUUAGUCCCUUAUUCAUCUCUGUGAGUUCACAGAUUAGGGUUUUUUUGAUUCAUGUAGAUUCGUGGAUUUUUCCACAUAGUGACAAAGGGAGUUGAAAUAUAGUUCUGUCAUUACUUGGACAGUAUUGGGUGUAGAGGAUAGAAUUUUAUGUUCUCUAUGUGUAAUUAGUUUAAAUUCAUUGGAAAUUACAGGCAUUGCACUACUUUACAUUUUUAUUUUUCCUCUUUUGCAAAUUCCCGUUCGGCCUAAUCAUAUGGAAUGCUGCGGGUCGAUUCUUUUUGUCAUGUUCUGAACUCACGAUAGAUGAGCGUUGGUUUCCUAGUAGCUAAGAAGCAGAUCAGAACAAUCCAACAUUUUGUAUGUAAACGUGUCCAUGUUUAUGUGAUUACUUUUAUACAAUUCCCAUAGUUUAAGAAGUGAAAAAAAAAAAACAGGCUUUCUUUUUAUUCCCCACAUUUCUAAUGCAAGAAACUAUGACUGUUUUUAUUUUGAAGCAGAUUAUACACUUUAAUCCGUAGGAAUGUCAAUGAUGUGGAUGUCUGGCGUGAGACGGGCUGUAAUGCCUUACGACGAAAUACAGAUGGAAGUCAGUGGCUAUGCUGCCCUUCCCAGAGUACACUGGGAGGUGGACGCCUACGACCAGCAUGUCUCUGGUUGGUUGCCUCAGAAAUGGGUUAUUCUGCACUCUGAGAUGUGUUGAUUUGUACUAAUGAAAUAACAUCAGGGCUUAAUCUACAAUGCUACCGAACCCAAAUCAAGAAGCCAUGAAAAGUGCCUGAGACAUUGCAAGAUUUGCAUUCUAAUUCUUUUUUUUUUUUUACUUUGACGUUUUGCUUCAUCUUCUGUGGAUUGUUGUUGUUGUAGGAUUUUGAGAGGUUGUUUUUAUGCCCAGAGAGAAAUUGUAAUAGGCCUUACAAGCCCCCAAGCCCCUCAGCUGCAUGGGCUAAUGCUUAGCCACAGGAAACGCAAACAGCUGAGCAAAACACACACACACACACACCCUUAUAAUGACAGAACAUGACAAAACCAACACAUAUCAGAGCUUUACUAGGUACCCUCACAAACACACACACACACACACAGACACACCGAUAUGAUAUAAUAUCCACAAACUCUGGUUGCUUUAGCUAACCUGUUAUAAUGGCUUUGUGUAGACAUUCUAUUGAGUUGACCAUAUAAGGCCCAGAAUACAUACAUGACUUGUUUUAAUGGUGCUGAUAUGAAAAUUAUAUGGAAAUCUCUAUGUAUUAAUUAUAUAUAACUGUGCAUGGUGCUUUCAAAAGAAAAAUCAUGAGAAUUAAGCUUAAAUGACCACCGUAUCACAGACAUGGGCGCAUGGCAGAUGAUCUUAGUAUUAGCUCUGAAACAAAAUAUCCUCCUUAACAACCCCCUUUGAGCAAAGAGCCAAUGACACAGAUGGAUUUGACCUUUGUACUACAUUGGUUUGACAUUUAUCCAACGAUCCCUCUUCUAGUUUGCACGAUAUUUUAUAAAACAUAUUAUGUGCCUUGCCUUUAGUUAAGAACGACAAUGCGUCAUUUUAAAGGAGUCGAUUAAUUUUUUGUUUAUUUGAUGUAAGCAGUGUCACAAAGGAAAAUAAUGCUGCAUGUUCGAUUGCCUGUCAUUAUGAGAAUUAGACUAGCAGGUUACCUGAUAGCUGUAGUUUUGGAUGGGUGAGAGAGGCUUUUUUUGACCCUCUUCCUCUUCUAAUAGCACUGUAGUUGGCAUGAAAUCUUCCCUGCAUUAUUUUCUUACCGUUUUAUUUCCCUCUUCCGUUCUUGUAAUGAGAUAGUAACAAUCUGUGAAAGAUGCAGUACCAGCUCUUCAUAUCAGCUCUGAGCUGACGUUUUGAUUCCGUUUUCAUGUUAAGCUUCUCUUAAAUUGUUUAGAUUGUAUGUUAUUAUGUGUUUAAAUGAGUUCGUAACCAUUAUGGAUGUGAAGAGGAUCGGCCAGAGAUGGACAUAAUAAAAAUUAGAUGGCCAUCCUCUAUAAACCCAUCAACUAGUUUUGCUCUGGUUUAAAUUCCACAACUGGGCACUUAAAUAAUUAUUCUGCAAUCAGCAAUACUUUACAUCCCCUCACAGAGAUUUUUGCUUUAUAUCAAAGAGUCAAAUUUACAUUUGAUAAUUUCAGAAAACCCAGGCUACAGUAGAAUGUGUUUUGAUGUGUGACCAUUAAUGAUUACUUUAAUUCGUUGAUUAUUUUAAUAAGUUAUUUUACUAUUCGAGUCCCUUGCAUAUGUCUACAAAUUAAUUGUAGAAUGCUUUCAUAGAGAGUAGUUGAAAAGUAUUUGUCCAAUUCAGUGUACUUCCACAAGAACAGCAAGAAACCAUUGAACUGCUGACUAUGUGUCUUUUAGAAAAUGAAUUAAUACACCAGGAUGCUUCUUCUUCUUCUUCUUCUUUUUAUAAAAUGAGAUGGUAGAAGAUAAUUUAUAAUUCGUAGUGUGUAGUGUCAGGGCAGAGAAUUGCAGAGGAGAAGAUAUUGUGUAUUUCUGGAGCUGGGUCAGGAGAGGCCAUGUUGUAGUUUGUGAUGCAGUGUACAGUAUUGUUUCUGCAAUGGAUAUUGCAGUGCUGGUAGCUAUUUAAAAGUUUAAGUCGAAUGAGAAAGAACAGGAGAUUUUGUUUACAUCAUGCAUGUGGUAAGAUCUUGGUCGUGGAUGAUUUGUGAGCCUGCUGUUGUCCACCCUGGCCGAAUCGGAGUGCUAUAGCAGAACGGCAUUCCAUCCAUACCAUGAUCCAAACCCUUUACAGAAGUGCUAGCAUCAUUCAGCAAGCAAUUUUCCUUGUGUUUAACAGGACAGGCAACGGGACGGGGGUCUGCCUCAGAGAGUGAGGCCCAGAUGAAUUAUUUUACAGUGGUUUUGAAGCAGAAAUGGCAAAUUUUAUCGUUGUAAAUGACUUGAAGCUCCGACGAAUCUCGCCGGUCAGACUUGCACGACCCGCUGCCUGUCCUGUGAAGAUUUGCACUGCUCCAUUUUCAUCUUUUAAAGCUGUCAACCCUCUGGCCAGGUUGGGACGGUGGGCUCAGUAGAACAGGAUCGUAGUUUCGCCAGCGCAGCGGCUCUGUGUGAGCUCUGUGAGCAUGCCGUCUUCGUUUGCUUUUUGUAUAUGAUAAAAUUGGCUACACGCGGCUGAGAAUUUGAAACACUUGAAGAGCAGAAUGUUGCCCCGAUGUGUGCUUUUUAAAGUGGCCACAUGUGAUGAUUGAACUUGCUAUGACAUGAGCAAUGCAUUUGAGCUAAUGCAUGUAAAAAAACAGUAUCUUACUGUUUGAUUUCGAAACCCUUGACUAAUAUUUUUGAUAUAUUAUAAUUUUUAUGCGUGUUGUUGAAAUGUUACAUUUCAAACACAGUUAUCUUGUGUAUAAAGGCUUACCAUAUAUCCAGUAGAAUGAGGAAAAGACAAAUGUAUAUAAAAAUGUCUUUUUUUUGUGUGUAAUAAUUUUUUUAAUGUUUGUAUUUAGUAGACAUAAGCUUGUGGUCAAGCCACAAAAAAUUUUGAAAGCUCCUUCUAAAGGAUCUGCUGUUGAGAAGAAAAAAAUGUCAGCACCAUUAGCACACACCUUUCACACAGUUAUCAAGUUUUAUUUUGAUCACAGAAUAUGGAUUCCAGUAAAUUCAGCAUCACUUGUCGUCAUUUUAAACAGAUCCAACAGCUUCACCGAGCUUUAUGCAGAUUUUUUUUUCUCUUUUGUCAUGCUAGCUUCAUGAUCUUUGAACACAUUUUUCCUGUAUUUCUACUUGGAAGAUUUCACUAGAUAAUCUGGUAUUUAAACUUUGUCUAAUAAUACUUCUAUUUAAGGUUUGCUUCUCUGUUGAUAUUUUCAGCCUUGAUGAUCAUGAUGAAUAGAGACUAAUGAUGAGAAUGAAAGAAAGAUGGAGAGAUGAAGUUGCUUAAAUGGCAUCCAUUUAUUUACCUGUUGUCAUUUAUGUGAUGAAUUUAUCCUUUCAAGAUGUUGAAAUCAUGCCAGGUUCCUGUACACUGCAAACCUCAGAGGUUUGAACUGGAUUGUUGAAGUAGAAACACGUACAGUCACACUCCAAAAAACAUCUUCUUAAUCAAUACUUUGUCUUUUUCAAUAAAAAAAAUCUAAGAUAUAUAUUACAAAACACAUUACCAUUCCAAAGUUUGGGGUCAGUACGAUUCAGCAAGAGCACAUUACAUCGAUCAAUAGUGCCAGUAAAGACAUUUAUAAUGUUAUUCAUUAUGCUUGUUUGCUUUUCCAUGCUUGAAUGGAAACGAAUCAUGGUUUCCACAAACACUGAAAAUAAUACAAAUGUUUCUUGAUCUGCAAAUCAACAUAUUAGAAUGAUUUCUGAAUCAUGUUACACUGACAACCAUCACAAGAGUAUAUGACAUUUUGAAGUAUGUUCAAAUAGAAGUUCUUUUAAAUUGUAAAAAUAUUCACUGUAUUUUGAUCAAAUAAUCAACUUUGGUGAACAAAAUACUUCUUUCAAAGAAAUGUAAAAGAUUUUACUGAGCCCAAACUUUUGCAUGGUUGUGUAGUGUACUAUAUAUAUAAAUGAGAUGGUAGAAGAUAAUUUAUAAUUCGUAGUGUGUAGUGUCAGGGGAGAGAAUUGCAGAGGAGAAGAUAUUGUGCAUUUUUUGAAUUAAAAAACAAACAAAUCUGGACAAUCAGUGGCAUGGUUUACCUCAGCCCAUUGAUCGUUUUAUGGAGUUUGUACAGGCUAACAUGACUAGCAGGACUUUAGACCUCACUCUUCUGAGUGCCUUUCUGGAUUCAGCAUCAAGCUGCUGGAUGUGUGUGAUCUUCCCCCUGGUUUUGUAAGAUCAGCCUACUCAUGCCCGUAUUUAUUCAGAAUUGUCCGAAUGUGCAUCACUGAAAAGAUUGUUUAAUUCUGAGGUCCAUGCACUUUAAUUAGACAUCGACACAUGUAAUUAUGCUGAAUAGAAUGUAAAUUUCCCAAGUCCAAUUUCCCUGUUCACCCACUGACAUAAACAGGAUGUGAGGAGACCUUACUCCCUACUGCAUUCGUGAGAGAAUUAGACAUGCAUGACUGUUUCAUUGUACUGUUUCCUUUUCUGGUUUGUGUAAUGUAAACCUUUAUUGCAAUACCAUGAACUUUGCAUGACCAAGGUAGAUAGAACCAUGAACGUGCGGACAGAUCAUUGUUUUGUCUCCUCUCAGUAAGGGCUGGACAACCACUUCAGGGCAGAGGCACUGGAAUGCAGUUUCUAAUCUUUCCUUCCUUCCAUUCUCAGUAUUGUGGCACUUGGCAGGAUUUAUGUCGUAGGUCUCCAAAGUUGAUGAAUUGAUAUGUGACUUGCUUGAUACUGGCAGCAACUGGUGAAUCUGAAAUUGAGGAUGUGCAGUUAUGUUAGUCUGCACCAGUUUGAAACCAAUAAUAACAGAUCAAUCGAGCUAGCAGUAAUACACUAAAGAUCUGGAAAUUGUACUUGUGUAAAAUAGCUGAAUAGCAUCUAUGCAACUAAUUCAGGCUUUAUACUGAUAUCUUUGUGCAGAAACUUCUUUCUAAUCUUAAGAACUAAGUCAUCUAAGCUGGGCUAAACCUACCAUUAAUUAUAAUUCUCAAUUAAAGUGAAAAAAGACUGUUAGUUUAAUACUGCAUUUACUUCUGGUCAGAAUUAACAUGUCGAGAUUCAAGAUAUGAGAUGUUCACGAAAUACCUAAUCACUACAUCAAAUCACAUAUUCAUGCUCUUUGCAUUAAAUUGAUCAAAAGUGACAGUAAAGACAUUUUGUGUUUUUGUAGCUUUAUAAACUUUAAAUAAUCCUGAAAAAUAUAUGUAAGUUAAAAAAAAUCAGUUUUGCCAUUACAGAAAUAAAUUAAAAUAUUAAAUAUCUUAAAAUAGGAAAGCUAUUCUGAUUGUAAUAUUAUUUCACAAUUUUUGAUAUAAUAUUUUAGAUUUUUGAUAAGCUAAAUGCAAUUUUGGUGGGCCAUAAGAGACUUCUUUAAAAAAAAAGAAGAAAAAAUUACAGAGCCCAAACUUUUGAACAGUAAUUCUGACAUGAUGUGAAUGUAGCAUUAUAAAAUUAUUUGCCCAGGUCUGAAACAAUAUGCUCCUGAGAGUGCAUUUAUACGUAGGUGAGCUGACUGGUUAUACUGACAUUAUCCCAUUGAAGGAAUGCAAUUCAAACUUCUCAAACACUGUUUCAGAUACUCAUGUUGCUGAUUGAGCUGUGGGGGUGAUGGAUAGUUUUAUUCUGAACUUUGAUGACAUUUUACUGCAGCGUUGAUGGUGGCACACUGUUUCUGGGGUACAGUUCUACAGCAGAUUAAUAUGAAUGAAGACCCAUCCUUAAUUUUUGUAGAAUGGCUUAUUAUUUUUGCACUCCCUUUUUGACUCUUAGCAAACCAGCAAUUUGAAUCGAAGGUAUAUACAUGGAUAUAAACACUGUAAGAAAUACCAAAAUGGGUUAAAAAAACAAUUUUAACAUGUAGUGCCUGUCAUUUUACUGCUUUGCUUUGGUUACUCUUCCUCGUCCGUGUGUUUCUAUAUAAACCAUGAGCUGUUACUUGGGAAUUUUCUGUCCUGCUGGCAUCAUCUCUGCAGUGUUGGUCUGGAUUGGAUACACCUUUUGUUUAUCAAAUGCUUCUUGUAUGUUAUUAUCCAACCAAGGGGCCACAUUUGCCAAAAGCCUCUCAAUAACACAACCUCAGAGUGCCGCAACAUAUUGACAUUGAGGUUAGUACAGUCUGGCGAUGCUAAGAAUGAUAGCAUGUGCUAAGGGCUUUUCAAAAUCUGGCCCUAAGGUUAAAAUGGCUUAAACGGGGUGAAGAAAGUGUCUCUGUUCAAAGAGGAGAAAAGCCAUUCAUGGGCUUUGCAAUUUAUGCAAUAUUUUGAUACGUCUUUCAUAAAUUAAUUGCCAAAAACACCCCGACAUACCGCCAUCUCCUGAACGUUAGAGAGCCCCAAAACAGUCACGCAUCAAUGUUUCAGGGUGCCCUCUGUCCCAUUACAACAAUUGUUUUUAUUCCGAAUUAAGGUUUAAUUUCUAUGAAUAUUGCUAUCUUUGUCAUUUUAUUUGUUUUUAAGCAUGCUGUUUUCUCUAUGUUUGGACGCUUUGAGUUGAAAGGACGAAGGUUGAAAUGUUUUUCAGAGAGCAUUCUAAUGCAGUGUUAAAUUUCAAGGUUUUUGUUGGUUUUUCCUUCCUCUUUUUUUAAUCACAUUAUUCUUUACAAAUAUUACAAUAGUAGUUACUCAUUAAACGCUUGCUUGCUGCACAGAUAAACACACUUCACACCAGGAAGGUGCAUGUGGACUUUUAGUUCAGACAUAUUCACAACUGGCAUGAUGACGUGCAUACAUGUUCUUUUGGAAAGCAUUGGAUUUUUGUUAUUUGUCUCUGUUUCUCUUAAGAACCUCGCUAAAUUGUAAUCUAUCAGCAUAAGUCGGUAUGUCAGUUUUGAAACGGAUGGGGAAAAAAUUAGUUUUUCUCAUGCACAACAAACUAAAUUUGCCAUGUGUUUUUGAACUGGUGUGAGGGGGCAAUUACAGCUUUAACAAUAUUUCAUUAUAACAUUGUAUUCAACCAUCGCUGUUCGCAAAAAAUAAAAUAAAAAUAAAAAAAUUGCUCAUGAAUACAGUACUGGAAGUAUGUUUCCCUAUGCAAAAAAAAUAAAGAAAAUGAAAAUGAAAUAAAAAAAUAAAAUAAAUAAAGCUAUGCUACAACUCAGAAA